CUAAAUGGUAAUCUGUGUAGUAUAAAUAGAGGUCCUCUCGCUGUACUAGUUGGUCACAUCACUCAUCCAUCUUCAUUCUCACUUCAAACUCCCCAACUCAGCUCCUCAUCCCAGACUCUUCACUUCCAACAACUAAUAUGAAGUUCACCGCUCUUGCCACCGCCAUCUUUGCCCUCAGCUUCGGUGCCGAGAUGGCUACCGCUGCUGAGUGUUGCCAAAUGAAGGUCUGCGAUAAGAUGAACCUUGGGGGCAACUGCAAGCACGGUUGCUAUCCUAUCAGGAAGACGGCCAAACUCAACUUGAGUGGACUCAAGUCGUCAGUCUCUUCAGCCAAGACUGAGAACAGAUGCUUCUGCACCAUUGGAAAGGAGGUGUAUGUAUCACGCAACAGUAAACGCCCUUCACCUGGUAGCUAACACUUCGAGUAGUGAAUCCUGCAUGGAAGUUACC
Messenger RNA from Fusarium oxysporum Fo47, 450 nucleotides. RefSeq lists its product as uncharacterized. The record is from RefSeq and is a predicted model, not a curated record. The coding region runs from base 138 to 416 and encodes 92 amino acids. The transcript has a single exon. Lineage: Eukaryota; Fungi; Ascomycota; Sordariomycetes; Hypocreales; Nectriaceae.